AGUCUUCACAAAAGUUCCUUGUUCCAAUAAUAUCUUACCCUCACGACGUGAUGUUGAUCUAAUAAAGUAUCUGACACGAAUUAUUUGGAACUUUUUUAUGCGGAAAAUUACAGUGCAGUUUGAGAUGUGAUAUCUGACCGAUCCUCAUGAUUGAAAGAAAACCUAAAUUAUUGUAUAGAUAACACUUAAGGAGAUUUAGUUGUGCUGCAGUCAAACCAUGUCUCGUCACGAUGGAGUAAGCUGUGAUGCGUGUCUCAAGGCAAAUUUUCGUGGGCGCCGCUACAAGUGUCUGAUCUGCUACGACUACGAUUUAUGUGCCUCAUGUCAUGAAGCCAAAGCCACUACCACUCGUCACACGACUGAGCAUCCAAUGCAGUGCAUCUUAACACAACAAGAUUUUGACUUAUUUUAUGGUGGAGAAGGUGUGGGCAAUGAACAGCCCCAGUCCCUGACAUGUCCAUUCUGUGGGCGACUGGGGUUCACGGAGCUCACAUUGAUGGAGCACACCACCGCAGAGCAUCAUGAUACUAACACUGAAGUGGUUUGCCCCAUCUGCGCCAGCGUCCCUGGGGGUGACCCCAACCAUGUCACCGAUGACUUCAACGCUCACAUCACGUUUGACCAUCGCGGUGGAGGUGGUGGAACCAGCAUGGCAUCUGCUGCUCCUUCCAGAGAACUGGAUGACAACAGCGUCAGCAGCAGACACACCACGAGCGUGCGCAGGAUGCAGUACCCUGGCCGAGGACUGGGCAGGGCUGUACCCAGACGCAACCUCACCUUUGGGAGUGUCGGCAACGGGUUGUUCCCCAGUUCUCGUGGUGAAAGUAUGGAUCCAAUAGCAGAGUUGUUAUCACAGCUCACUGGUGUUAGAAGAUCCACUGUAUCAACACGGCAGCAGCAACAACAGUGGCAUCAGCUGAGCAAUGAGGCAGAACGGCGGUCGACAAGGCGUGUUGUGGGACCGUCGUCAGGAGUAAGCAAUGCCUUACGCGGGGGCGGCUCCUCUGCCAACAAUGUCGCCCAAGCGCCAACGUCUGCCAACGGUAAUGCUGCUGGUCAAGGGACAGCCACUGCAGCGCCAAACAGUUCUUCAGCUGGUCUGCUGUACGGCAGCGUGGUAAGCAGCGGCACUGGAGGCGCCAGCGCAGAACAGGCGCGCGUUGUUGUAGAAGGAAAUGGACCUUCAGCUGCUCUUGGAAGCGCCCUGGACCCUGCCUCAUCCUCAGCAUCUACUGCAGCGUCGGGAUCUCAGUCACAAUUCCUACUUUCAAGGAUAACAGAGACCGAAGGCGAGCGCGAGACAACCGAGGAGAGUGAAGACCGCUGCUCAUUUGCUCGUGAGUUGUUGUUGUCGAUGUUGGCAGUGCAGCCUUCUUCGUCAGCAAGCCUGACUUCUAAAACAACUCCGCCUGCGCUAGAAGAAGCUCCUUCAGGAUCCAUCUCUGCUGGCGAUGGGUCUUCUGAAGCAGCUCCCACGAAUGCUGAAAAUGAAGUCACUGUCACUGUAGACGCUGCAACGCAAACGACAUCACCACCAGUCCCAACCUACUUGCCUUCUAAACCAAGCAUACCCUGCCCUCCUCAACCUCAGCAACAGCAACCAUCACUACCACCACAACAGCUCUUCAAGGGCGCUCGACCACAGAAGCUUGGCCCGGGACGCGCAAACACAACUGGCGCCAUCACGAAAGCCUCCAGUGGGGUUACUGCAGUCAAUUUUGUGUCUCUGGCCAACCGAAACUCUGCGGGUUUAGGUGGGGGUGGCAGUGCUGGCCGCAGCAGCGGCAACCCGCAUGCUGUCGGUAACGGCGGGUCCGGUAGCGCCGGCGGGAAUAACAAUCUCGAUGGCGCGCCUGGUCAAAAUCGACGUAAAAUGGUGCGAGGAAGCGCAGAAUCACGUGCUAACGAACCGCCACCUCCCCAUUAAUACUAACUAAUUAUUUCUAGUCAAGUCUUAACGUUACGCUCACACGACGCUUGCUGCCUCGCUUGUAAGAACUACAUCUCCGCGUCUUUUUACUCACUUGUUUAUUUCAAACUUCUUAUUUUGCUUGAGCUCCGAGCAUUCGGGGGCUAUGGAGUCUCUCCCACCUGAUGUCAAGCCACGUCCUUCAUUUUCUUCCUAUCUGUACCAUAGACCUCGCUUCUCCAUGAUUUAGUCAAUGACCAAUGUUGUUUAGUCGAAGGUAUUAAAACGAUUUCUUUUCCUACAGAAGUUUGAUGUUGAUUAUUUCCGUCAACUAUAAAUUUUACCUAAUAUUUCACCAACUCCUGGUCUGGGAUUGGGCUCUAUGUAAUUUAUUGUGAUGCAAUUCUACCCGCAUUUUCUUUCAUAAUUGGAAUUCCGAGAAUUCCUGGUUUGUUCAACAUUGACGUGUAUUUCAUCCCGAUUUUACUCAGUGCUUCUAUUGCGGCAUUUAUUUCACACCACUCUAAUACCUAGCGUCUAAAUUGGCUUUAUUGCUACAUAGACGUACUUCACGGGACUAUAUUUCAAUGGUUAGCUGAAGUACUCCGAAAUUGAUGGAACGAAGAGCUAUUGAUCUCGUGCAGAAUCCUGUAGUGUUAUGUCAAAUUUCUUUCGAACUAUAGUAUAAAUAUAUCCCUCGUAUUGCAGCACCAUUGUAGUAGCUUAGCUUUUACGAUUGAAGGUUUGGGUAAUCAGAACUUCAUUAUGUCUCAUCAAAACCAAAUAUCUCGUACAAAGUGCAAAAUUUAAUUAAUAAAGCUAUGAAAUUAUUUAUAACACUUCAUGGGCUACCCAUUGUUAGCGGAAAAAGUCACCCAUGAUUUAUUUAUUGGUAUAUAUGACAUACGUUUCCACAGCUGUGUUAAAUUAUUCUCAUUUAUAUGUUUAAUGAUGAACUAAUUUUCGCUUCAAAAUUUCAGUUGAGAGUCAGAUCUAUAAUUUUUUAAUAAUAUUAUGAAUAAAGUUUAUUCUUCAUUUCAUCUCUCUGCUUAUGUAUGGCUCCUUCAACUAACACCCUUUGAUUUCUUUUUUUAUCUACUAAACGAGACCAACUUUUGAACAAAUACAUAAAGGGAAUCAUACAUGGUUCAGGCAUCAUUCAAUACGUAUCUUAUCCCUUUGUUCAGUAAUGUUUUUUUUUUUUACUGUGCCCCUUCAGGUGAACUGUACUCUUGCUACGGGCUUGUUAACACCCAUGUCCUGGUAUUUCUUAUGAACAUCUUCUAUUGUUCGAUGGUAAACGAUUGAUGUCUGCUCGUGAAAAUACUUCUUGAAUAUAACAAGUUUUUGCGGUUAUUAAAUAAUGUCCUCGUAGCGUCUCUGGCUAAGUUUAGUCAAGGGUCUAGGGAAUGGGACACUUUGAUCAAUAUCGUUUCACUUCUUAAUUAAAGAGCACUUCUGUUAGGGAAAGCAUCUGUGAGGCUUAAAUAUGGCUCGCUGUGUCAGGAAAUGAGUUGAGUAAAUAGAGAUUUUUAAAAUUUUGACGAAUAUGUUUUUUUUUUUUUGGCGGCUUAGUGGUGAUGGCGGCUUUGCUGUAUUUUUGGUAUCAAAAAUAUGUUAAUUUUUGUAAUUAAUAAUCUCGUCUACAGUCACGUUCGCGCUUGACACCUACUAAUACUACUACUUUCACGUUCGCUCCUUUAUGGUUGUUGAGUACAUUUCAUCUCGUCACUUCUUGAACUAUUUAGUCUUAGCUCUGUUAUGCAUCAUCUUGAUAUUGCUGGAAAAUUUUGUUUAUUGAAGUUUUUAGGAUUAUCUUCCAUAAAGUUGACUCAUGAUUUGCAGUGUGGGAAUUGCUGUGGGAGCCUCGCCUCAGGCCGCUGAUUAACGUUACUUGAUCGCUUCAUGGUAAUUUCAACGUGGCGUCUCGAUAUUCAGUGCAUCUAGAAAUGGGAUUUUUCUCCCUUAUUUGUUAUAUGAUAAGAAUUGCGAUUUCUUCUAUUUGUUAUACCCUUCAAACUUCUGACGCCGCUGCUACCGUUACUGCUGACAUAUUGAAGUGAACAGGAAUUUGUCGUGGCCAUUCAAGCUAUGGUAUUACACGCUGAACAACAGAGCAAUAUUCAGUUCGAGUCAGCGGUAGCAGCGUGUUCCUAAAUCCUUGUUGAAAUAUAUUUAUUUAAUCUGCUCUGUUUCAUCAUCUAUGCGAGGCACUGCUGUGUCAUGCGUCGCAGUUACUCGCAAUUGUUCUGAUAGGGCAACAGCGAGUUGGUGAUCUAAUUUGAAGUUAUAUUUCUAUCCUGCAAUUGAAACUAUUUAUUACCUUACGAAGGUAUUCGAAUCCAUUACCAUCAUUAACACUAAUUUUCUCAUUAUCUUGCACGUGUAAUAAUUUUUGUAGGAAUUCGAGUGAACGCUUGCACUUUUCGGGCCGCUUUUCUUCUCUCUAUUUGCGUGACCGUUGACCCGUUGUCAAAAUGAUAUCGCUAUCGUCAAUGGCACUUGAGUCGCCACCUAUUAAGCAUUGCUCAGAACUCGUCGCUCGUCAAUGAAAAGAUUAUAAUUCUGCAAUUUGUACUGCUUUAUUCCCUUCUAAGAAUUACUGUGCUAUUUAGGUCUUGCAAUAAAGAUUUGUAUUGAAGGCUGGCAACCAAUGUACUAAGGUGACUUGGGUGUCAUUAACGGUAGUGCAGCUGAGGACGUGUUUCAGGUGUUUUAUUGUGGUUAUAUUUCCAGUUUAUGUGAACGAAGAGCCUACGUGUUCUUGGAAGAUUGGCAUUUGUUGUCUUCGUAUUUGAAACUAAAUACACAUGUUAAUAGGUCAGUAAUCGAGAAAGUGUUUGAAAGCCAUCAAAAUCAAUGUAAAAGUAAUGACAAAAUUAUUUCAGAACGCGUGGCUUAUGCUUAGUUGCACAUUUAUCCUGUGCACCAUUAGCAAAUCAACACGAGAUUAUAAAGAUAAGACUUUAAUUUAUUCUCGUAUUCGCUUCAUUUUUAUCUCUGGGAAGCCUUUUGCGGCAAAAAGUUUGACAUCAGUUUCUAUAUUUUCUGGGACAACUGUACCUGUGAGCCCUGUACAUGCUCGCGAGCGAUCUCUUUUAUCCGGUUAGGUAUUCGGGUCCAGAUUCAUUACAGUUUCAGAGAUGUUACAAAGUGCGAUUGACCGAACUUUAAUAAAUUCGGUGAAUCUGCUCCAAGGGUAAAAAGAUGCCAGGCAAUCGUAAAACCAUCGGAUGUGCAACACGAUACAAGCGUGCGUACGAGAAGUAUCGGAACCAUUCACCCUCUGCAUUCAAUAGUUUCAGACAUAGAAUGUUCUUUUGAGCUUUGGGCUGCUCUCGCAUACUCUAUUGCGUAAAGUGUUUUUGGUGUUACCUUGUCUAUUUACUGUCCCUUGAGACCGUCUAGCUUUCCGGACGUUCCCGACUUGCCAUAAGUUUAAGAUUUACAAAGCGAUAUUUCUGAAACGAUGUUCACGAACCUUCUGUCGAGGGGCUAGCUUUGAAGAGUCUUCAGAGCUCCUUUAACUUCAAAUAAGAGACAGAGAAGGGCCUUCACGAACCCACUAUGGCGGUGGUGCUUUCAUAUAGUUGUCGAUUCUGAUGUAUUUUGUAAAGAUCUUCGAGACCAGGAAACGAAGCAUUAUGUCUAGAAAGUUACACUUGAUAUAAUCUUUUUUUCUCGCGCAUGAAUACGUUUCAGUUUAGUCAUCUUUCGACGUCUCGACUGUCGAAAGUGUUUGAGCGGCUUCAUGCCAGUAUAUAUUAUCUCUUAGCUGUGCUGUUACAUAGAAUUUUCGAAUGUUUGCUGCGCUGAGAGACAUGACUCUCGCCUGCUCGGUUGUUGUUCUGAAGUACAGUGUGUAUAUUGCUAGUGUACAUAGUUGCAGAGUGACUCUGUAUGAUCCUCCAAUAUAUGCUAAAGUAUCA
Molecule: messenger RNA, 5838 nt
Organism: Hyalella azteca
Lineage: Eukaryota; Metazoa; Arthropoda; Malacostraca; Amphipoda; Hyalellidae
Product: E3 ubiquitin-protein ligase KCMF1
Exons: 9
Coding region: 218-1927 (569 amino acids)
Biological process (GO): synaptic signaling
Cellular component (GO): plasma membrane
Molecular function (GO): zinc ion binding
Source: RefSeq, a predicted model, not a curated record